GAAGUGUAGUUUUCCUGGCAGGACUGUGGGAGCCGUGGUUUGUGGGCCGGGUGGGCGCCGGAGGCUCUGCCGCCGGACCUAUGGGACCGAGGCCCUGAGAGAGAAGUCACUUACCAGAGUGUGUAAGGUCUUCAUCCAGAGCUCAAGUGUUCUGGCUCUUGGGCCCAGGUCCGACCUUCUGGUUCCCUUUCCUCAUGUACUUGUCUGGGGGAACUAUAUUGGUCAAGAGUGAAUUCACAGUUGGUCCACCAUGAACUGGAAGGUUCUUGAACACGUGCCCCUGCUGCUCUAUGUCUUGGCAGCGAAAACAUUAAUUCUCUGCCUAGCAUUUGCUGGAGUGAAAAUAUACCAACGGAAAAGAUUGGAAGCAAUACAGCAAAAACUGGAGGCUGAAAAGAAAAAGCAAUCAGAGAAGAAGGAUAACUAAACUGAAAUCAAAGAUUUGGCAACAUAAAUGUCAGCUUGAAUGGACUCCAGCUGAGAAGAAAGAGAAGAAAGGCUUAAUGAUUAAUUGUCAGAGGAUAAACUCUCAACCUAUACUUUUAAGUUAAAAUAAUGAACUUUUUAUGCUUUUAAAAGAACCAAUAUUUUGUUUACUAAAAUUAAAUACCUUUGUAAAAAUGG
Galeopterus variegatus (Sunda flying lemur) is the source of this 624-nucleotide messenger RNA. It is a transcript of the gene SMIM11, whose product is annotated as small integral membrane protein 11. The transcript is spliced from 5 exons. The record is from RefSeq and is a predicted model, not a curated record. The coding region runs from base 251 to 427 and encodes 58 amino acids. Lineage: Eukaryota; Metazoa; Chordata; Mammalia; Dermoptera; Cynocephalidae.